This is a messenger RNA of Acaromyces ingoldii, 1980 nucleotides long. Its product is annotated as MFS general substrate transporter. Gene Ontology annotation, cellular component: plasma membrane. Gene Ontology annotation, molecular function: secondary active monocarboxylate transmembrane transporter activity. Gene Ontology annotation, biological process: plasma membrane lactate transport. The record is from RefSeq and is a predicted model, not a curated record. Lineage: Eukaryota; Fungi; Basidiomycota; Exobasidiomycetes; Exobasidiales; Cryptobasidiaceae. The transcript is spliced from 4 exons. Bases 270 to 1853 code for a protein of 527 amino acids.
CCUCGAGCCUCGUUCUUUUCGCCAACAAUUGUUCUUCUAUCCUUUCUGCCCACUUGACCAGUACUUCGUAAGCUUCCCCCCCACACCACCCUUUUCCUCAGCCCUCGCGCCCUUUUGCCCCCUUAUCGCGACUCUCUCGUCCCUCGCCCCGGCCGUCUAGUAAGGAAAGCAGAGGGUUGUCCCUUCUCUUUCUCUUCUCUUUCUUCCACGACCCUCUGUGCUUUCUUUCCGUUUACGACCAAUAUCGCGACAAGAAAGGGCUUGACACAAUGCGCGACCUUACCAAUGGACUCUUCAAGUUCCCAUCCAAGGAAGAGCGCGUCGCUGCGCGGGCCGGCGCGCCCCUGAACCCGUUCAAGCUCGCCGCGAUGCUGACGCCCAUGCAGGGCGCCAUGUUCUUUAGCGGCUGGCUCGCCUGGACCAUGGACGCCUGGGACUUCUUCUCCCUCUCGCUGUCCGUCACGGCCAUCGCGACGGAGUUUCACAAAGAGGCGUCCGACGUCACACUGGCCAUCACGCUCACCCUCCUCUUUCGCUCGGCUGGCGCGGCCAUUUUUGGCCUGAUCUCGGACCGUUACGGACGCAAAUGGCCUCUGGUUGCCAACUUGGUUAUCAUUGCCGUCUUGUCGCUCGGCACCGGCUUUGUCCAUUCCUUCUCGGCCUUCCUCGCCGUUCGCUGUCUCUUUGGUAUUGGCAUGGGCGGCAUCUGGGGCAUGGCGACGGCCACUGCGUUGGAAAACAUGCCUCCUGCUCCUCGCGGUCUCUUCUCGGGCAUCCUCCAGCAGGGCUAUGCCGUCGGCUACCUCUUUGCUGCCUCGGCUAACCUCGCCUGGAUUCAAAAGUCGGGCAACUGGCGGGAUCUCUUCUACCUCGGUGCCGGCCUCUCUCUGUUUGCCGCCAUCGUCCGCAUGCUGCUCCCGGAGUCAGAGCUAUUCAGGCGCCAGCAAGAGGCUCGCAGGGCUAGUGGCAAGGAGCACACCAACAAGGCCAAGCAAUUUGCCAUUGAGACGGGACACAUGCUCAAGACCAACUGGGGCCGUGUUAUCUUUGGCAUUCUCCUCAUGACCGGCUUCAACUUCCUGAGCCACUCGUCGCAAGACCUUUACCCCACCAUCAUCCAGAACACGCUGUCGAACCUGCCUCUGUCCAAGGCCAAGGAGCUGUCGAGCAAGGCGACAAUCAUUGGCAACUGUGGUGCUAUUGCUGGCGGGUUCCUUGCGGGCUACAUUAGCCAGUACCUUGGCCGUCGCCUGACCAUCAUUGUCUUUGUCGUUUUCACGGGUGCAAUGAUUGCCCCCUGGAUUCUCCCCACGACAUUCCCCGGACUGGCCGCGGGCGCCUUUUUCGUCCAAUUCGGCGUCCAAGGUGCCUGGGGCGUUGUUCCUAUCUACCUCAGCGAGAUUUCGCCGCCAGCCUUCCGAGCCACCUUCCCCGGCGUGGCAUACCAGGUCGGAAACAUGGUCUCGAGCGCCUCUUCGCAGAUUGAGGCCACUGGUGGCGAGCACAACAGAAUCCCCAAUCCCAGGUUCGGACAGCCCGGCGCCGGCGAUGCGGGCAAGAACCCGACGAUUCCCGACUAUGCCAAGGUGUCUGGAAUCUUGCUCGGCGUCGUCUGUGCCUACUUGAUCCUCGUCGUCAUCUUCGGCAAAGAGUACCGCGGUGCUGCAUUCGAAAAGGCACCCCUGGCCACCGAGGCGCACGCCGGCGAGAUCAACCCCGACGAACUCAAGGGGCCAGAGAGCUCUGAACACGUCGGCGAUGUCCGCCAACAGGCUGACGACGCCAGCUCAGACGAAAAGGUCUCGGACAAGGGUGAUGGCCAGUACAACGCCGAUGCGCUCAACAAGGCGUAAUUCUUCAUAUCUUUUCACGAUUCACGACAGUUCACGACUCGUCUGUGCAACUCCUCUCCUGUACUCUCUGCUUGUUCGCUUCACAUUCAUCGCUGCUUUCUUAGUUGGUCGUUGAAAUGAAUACCAG